Molecule: messenger RNA, 4633 nt
Organism: Aedes albopictus (Asian tiger mosquito)
Lineage: Eukaryota; Metazoa; Arthropoda; Insecta; Diptera; Culicidae
Product: Fanconi anemia group I protein homolog
Exons: 9
Coding region: 184-4575 (1463 amino acids)
Biological process (GO): DNA repair
Molecular function (GO): DNA polymerase binding
Source: RefSeq, a predicted model, not a curated record
GAAACACGAAAAAAUAUAAACUAGCGCAGUCGUUUGGUUGGCGCGCGCGGCGCGAAUCCUGUAAUUUCUUGAAUUCGCGUAAACGACAGUUUUUGAAAGUCAAAUAAUUCUUUUUAAAAUAAACUUACUGUACUAGUAUAGAAGGGUAAUUAAAAGUCGUGAACGAACAUAGAAUAGCAAAAUAUGGCUCCGAAUGUGGCGGCCGCGAUAGUAAAACUCGGUCAACAGAAGAAGAACGACGAGUUGAAAGAGAUCUUGGAGCGGAUUCCCAAUAAGGAGCUGACGGAUCUAGUGUCAUCCAGCAUAACUUCCACCGAUGGCUGCACACUGUGGCACUUUAUUCUGCUGGGCUUGGCUCACUCGAGCAAAUCGAAGGAGAAACGGUUCCAGGUCACUCUGGCCGUGCUGAACCAGCUGAACAAAACCGAACUCGGCACCAAGGUGGUGUUCGACAUUGUCUCCCGGCUCGUGCUGGACCUGCCCAAGUUCAGCUCGGAACAGCUGGUGGAGAUUAUGGAGUACUGUGUGGACUCGAUCCGCGCUGGCGAUCCCAAAUGUAUGGGCUGGAAGGAUCUGUUCCCGGAUGUGCUGAAGCUGUUGAACGAGCAGGUGGGGAAGUUCAGCGCCAAUGGGUUCAUCAUGACCGGAAGCGAAUACCGGAAGAAGGUGCUGGAAGAUCUGUUCAAAAUGAAGAUUCACAAUGGGAUUUUGACGUCGUUCACCGGGAUGUUGCGAGAGGUGCAGCUGAGCAAGGACGAAACAACCCUAGCGGUGGGCAAGAUUUGCGAUGCCAUUCGUGGGUUUGAGCCGUUGGAGAUUCCGGCACUGUCGUUCCAGCUGUUCCAUUUGUGCUUGAAGUAUAGUAGUUUGCUGGUACUGCCGAUCUACGCGCUGCAGAAGUACUUCCACAAACACUACUACAAAAAGAUGCUGUCCAACGACGGAGGGGACAGUACGGAUUUCGAUAGUAUCGAACCCGUUUCGGACAAGGAGAUCCGUGAAGCGGAGGAAACGGUGCUCUACCACCUGUCCAAUGUGACCGAGUUCCGCUUGGACGAGUCCCAGGUGGUGGCCAUGUUUAAGCCAUUCCAAAACAUUCCGGAGUUUCUGCUGACGCCGUUCGCCAUCAGUGCCUUGAUUGCCAUGAGCAAGAUCAACCGAAUGCCGGACACCAUGAAGGUAGUGGCCUCACCGGUGAUGGCCUUUCUGGCCAAACUGGUAGUAGAGAACGAAAACGAGAAGGAUCUUUGUCGGCACUCGGCUUGGUGCCGGGGACGGAUCGAAAGCGGCGUCGUUCCGGAUGUUGAACGUAUUCUGGCCAUCAUGACCGAACACAGCCAGGAGGGGAUGGAGGUGGUUACGCCGGGAGUGAUCCACUUUGCGUUCGCACUGCUGAUUGCGAAGAAGCAGCCAAAGCUACAUGCUAUUGCCAUAUCGUUUCUGCAGAAUUUCGUCAAGAAGCGAUUCAUUUUCGGGAAUGGAAUCGUUGGAAAGCUAAAGCAGUACUUGUUUGCCGAGCUGGACUCAAUGCAGUUUUCGGAGUGUUUGAACACGUUGAGUCUGACCAGUGCGCUGACGCUUUCGGAGUGUACCAGUUCGAUUAAUUACAUACUGGAAUAUUUGCUUUUGAUUGACGGAAUUCACGCGAUGCGCAUUAUGACAUUCCUGUUCCCGCUAAUUCGGAUUUCGCACACCAUUCGGGAUGCUUUCAUCGAGGUGCUCCGUAAAGCCAUGUACCACAGCGAAGCACACACCAGGAUGAUGGGAGUCUUCGGAUUUUGCGCUCUGCUAAAACAGCUCAAAAACAAUAACUCUCGGCGGGCGGUGCUAGGCGGUUCCGCCGGCAAUUUGACACAGCUGUCGAUUUCCGGAAUGUCGCUGCUGUCGCAAUCGAUGCUGGGCCGUGCGGAUAAUCCCGACAUGCACUUCGACAUGCUGACGUUGGAGAUUUUGGGCAUCCUGAGACGGUGUUUUACGCAGACGGCCGAAAUUCGGGAACUGUUGUAUGAAAGUUUGGGACGGGCGGUGGAGUUCAAUGGCAAAUUGUUGCCGCACGUGCUGCAGUUCAUCGAUUGGCACUUUAGUAGCUAUUUCAGCGAGUCGCUGGAAGGCACGCUGGAGAUCGAUUUUGAGAAGUGCGUCCGAUAUAGAUGUGAUUCCGGGGAAGACGGGGAUGCUGAUGAACAACAACAGCAACAGUUGGAGAUUUAUGAUAACGUUGGAAAGUUGACGGCCUUCAUGGUGCACUGUGUGGUGCUUUGUAAUCAACAGGACAUUGAGUACGAUACCGAGGGAGUUACGAAACACUUGAAGACUGUUGUUGAACAGAUUGAGAAGGUCACGUUGGACAGUCUUGGAAUAAUUGGAACUUUGGAUGCCAAAACCAGCGUUAUUGGAUGUCACUAUUUGAACACCAUCGAAGCCGGAAUGGCUUACUGUAUCUGGAAUGCAAAGCCUGAUAAUAGCUCUUUGAAGGAUCUGCUGAAACUGUUCAAACACCAUCAGAUCGGUUGCGAUAAAAUAAAGAAAAUGGAACCCAAGAAAGCAGGGAGGAAGCCCAAUAACGAAACAGUAGCAUCCACGGCAGCUGCUGCCGGAGGUUCUGCCAAAGGCGUUUCGUUCAAACCGGAGAACAUUUGGGAUUUGGCUACGGUGGAACGGUUGUUGCGGAUUCUAUUCGAUAACUCCACCAACUACGCAUCGGAGCAGGAUCUGGAACCCGUGCGAUCGCAACGUGACUUCGUCCAGUAUGCCCUCAAGGUGGCUUCGGACAAGCUGGAAGCACUUCGCAGCAGCCCGGAGUAUUGGCAGAUCAAGCACAGCAAGCGAGUGUUCGGUCACGUGUGCGAGUGUGGAAAGAUCAUCUACGAUCGUUGCGUGCGGAAAACCAACGAGUUGUGCGCCAGUGGUAACGUGCAGGUUGCAUUGAUCGCGGGGGAGGCUUUCCGGCAGACGAUGCUCACUACGCUUGCUGUGUAUGAGAGGAAGUUUAGUGAUUUUCUGCGGUUGAUCAGUUGCACUCUGGGCGGCAGUUUCAAGUCGGAUCUGCUGAAAGGCUUGCAUGAGAUCAUCGAUAAGUACUUUGAGGAUGGCGCGGAAGCUGAAUCGACAGGUGAAAAGUGUGUCGGAAAUCUGUUUCUGUGCUUGGAGAUCUUGUAUCAAUCCAAUGGCCUCGAUAACGAUCAUCUAAGCAUGGCCUACACGUGGUUGCAGAACUUUUGCACCAACCACAAGUUGAAACUGAAAUCUCUGGGAUUUGUCCAUCGGAUUUUGUUCGAGCUGCGAAUGCGAACGCAAACGGGGGCCUAUUUUGAUACGGUGUCGAUGCUGGUAGAACGCAAGUACGGACAAAUCGAGGAUGAUGAACUUGUGCCCAGUUUCACGCUGAAGUCGAUCAGUUCGAUGACGGUGGAAUCGGCGCUAGUAGCGCUGUGCAACGUUACGAAACAGCAGUUGGAUGAUGUUGAUCAUUUCAUUCUGCGUACAAACAGCGUAUUGGGCAGGUUGAAAAUCUACGGCCAUGGAGAGAAUGACGAAUAUCUGCAUCAGCUGAAGUCAAUCGAACGAUCCAUGUGUUCGCAGUUGGUUCACAUCAUGUCGGUGGCCACCCAUUUGGCCAACACCCAACUAACUCUGGGAACGUGUAUGGACUCUCUGCUCAAGCUUCUAAUCAACGUGUACACAUGCUUGAGCAAUUUGACCAAACACUUCAUCAAUCGACAUCCAGUGGCGGCGGUUUCUCACGAUUCGACCAAAUUCAAUCUCGUGAUCAAAUCCUCCAAGCCCUUGGCCGUCCGCAUCUACAAUCUGUUCCCAUUCAUAGAGGAGAACAUCCUCGGACAGACGCCAGAACCCGACUCGGACGAUGACUCAAACGAUAAGGCAAAGCUCAAACACGCUCAAAACGCUAAAAAGAAUCGAGAGAAAGUCCUGCGUCAAACGAAGCUCAUUCCCAAGCUGGUGUUCCGCAUCGAAACGUUUAACAAGUUCGUCUUGCUGCUCAGCAAAAAGACCAAGAAAGAUCUGACCUACCUCCUGCACAUCGGAACGGUGCGUGAUUUCCGCAUCAAGGAACCGGCGCUGGUUGAGGCAAUCAAGAAGGCCUGUGACGACCGGCCAGGUGUGGCCAGCUCCGAAUUCGGUGACAUAGCCGAUUUGGACGUUCCGGAAGAAGAGGAUGACGUUCAGCUCCUGCGGCCAACGGAAUCAUCUCUGCUGGGAGGAGAAGCAGCACUCGGACCGGAGGAGAGUCAACUCAACGAGCAGGAAUCGAACACGGAAAUCUCCGACGUUGGGGAUGAAAAUCAAGCGAUGAAGAAUUUGGCGCUUCUCAACGAGCGGAGCAAGCGCAAAUCGCGAAAGAAGCGGUGCAGUGCUGACGAUGAUGCCGAAGUUAAACGUGCGGAUGAUCCGGUGGGAGGUAAGAAGAGAAAGGUGACGAAGAAGAAGGCCGAGUCGCCGAAGAUCAACAAGAGGGCUCUGGAGACGAUGAAUGAGGUUGCGUCGGUGGCGGUGACGACGUCCAGGACGUUGGGUCCUAUCCGGAGGAACUCAAGGGGAGUGAAGAAGAAUUGACGGGAAGGUGAAGUAAUGUUUUUCAAGAUUGCAAUCAAAUACAUGUACAUCGUAGAUA